AUGGCGGCCGACCUGUCCUCGCUGUUAACAUCGUCCAAAGCACUGACAUCCCAUCUUUCCCGCCCCGACCUCCCUUCGGUCCAUCUUUCUCUCGACCAAAUCGAAGCACAGUCGCGGCGGCUUGUGUCUCGCCAACCGGGCACGUCAGCAGACAAUGAUCGCGCGAAUUAUCUUCUGGCACAGGCCCACGUUGAUGCGCCUGCGCUCGCGAGCUCCAUCGCACAUCUGAAUACGUCAACUACUUUCACGCCACUGCAAGCGCUGCAAGACACAGAUGUCGCGGGCUACCUUCGUCAUGCGCAUGAACAGAACAUCAUUUCCACAAUUGAAGAGGGCAGAAGAGAGACGCAAGAGGACUUCUAUCAUGUUCUUGAGGAGCGGCAGCGGCGAGAUUGGGAAUCGAGAAAAAGGCGCGUAUUUGAACAGCUGGGUGGCCGAGUGGCCGGAGACAACAUGGCUGUCACCGAGCUCAAGAAAAGUAUGCACGGAAAGAACCUUUUGGCUGUCAGCACUGGUCCAAGUCCCAGCUUGCAAAUGCAGAGCAAAAUGAUGGCAUACGACCGCGUCAUCUCGGAACUGAAUGUUUCCAGACUGCGCGGAACUUCUUACCCCAUUGUUCAUGCUCUCUUGAAUGCUUCACUGGGAGCCAACACCGAUCCCCGCCUCCUGCAAUUAGCACAGAACUUCCAUGUCCUCGCCAAAAUUACUGCCGAGCCACCUGCGCUACCCCCUCUCGAGCACGCCGGUGCACACAUUCUAAACGCGCCACUCUUCGAGCGGAAAUACGCGCGUGUAUACCUCGGUGACCCCGAAACGCGUGAAGCCGUCGACUUGCGUAGGCAGAUUGCGAGAGGCGCAAGCGACGCGCUUGAAGAACAGUAUUGGGAUAUUCUUGAGCGUACCCUACAAGCGCGUCCGAUCGAGGCAAGGCUGGGAGGCGAUCCAAGUAUCUCGAAUAAGGUCCGCGCGUUUGUGCUAGUGAGGCAUUACCGAAACGGAGAAUGGGAAGAUCGAAUCGAGCUAGUUUCGGGACAGCCGAUUUGGGCGAAAUUGUUCUACUUGGUACGCACAGGACACACUCAAGAAGCGUUAGCGGAAGCAAUGCAAUAUCAGAACGCCAUCGAACAUCGCGAAUCCGGAUUCUUGAGCCAUUUUAGGGCUUGGAUCGAGUCUGCUGAUCGAAAGGACCAAGUGCACGCCACAUUCAAUGCGCAUAUGCUCCACUCUUCUACCGCUGAUCCAUUUAAGCUCGUAUUGUACAAGCUGAUGGGGAAAAUUGACCCAGCAAGGCGGAGUGUGCACCACGUCACAGUUACGACAGAAGACUGGUUGUGGUUGCAACUAGCUAUGGUGGACGAAGAGGAAGGCGGAGGUUUGCGUGGUCUGGCCGAGGUUCUUAUCAGCUACGGCGAACGGCAUUUCGACGGCAUGCCUGGUCAGAAAGGUGCCAAACGGGGCGUAUGGGCUGGGGUGCUGCUCAUGUGCGGACAGUUUGAACGUGCUGUUGCUGCCCUGUGGGACCAUCAAGAGACUGAGAUCGAAGCCGUCCACAUGGCUAUUGCGCUCGCAUACCACGGACUAUUACGCGUACCCCCACGAGCUGAGACGUCAGACAUGACACCACUCUCCUUAUCGCCUGUUUCGCCACCGUCACUUAGUCUAUCCACGCUUGUCUGGCGUUACGUACGCCAGUUCGUUAAGAUGGAUGCACGGGAGGCUUUGCAGUAUGUGUAUUGUGUGUGCCUCAAUGCUGACCAAGGCAGCGGUGUCGGGCGUGAACAAGUUGAGAGCGCGUGGGAGCUCGUGCGACGGAUUAUCGUACUUGCCAAUACUGGGGCUGCUUGGGAGGAGCUUGUAGGCGGAUUUCGACCGGAUGGGACCCGAUUUAGCGGUAUUAUCGAGCAAAAUGCACCCUUGCUUAAGCUUGAGGAUGUUCGACAAUAUAACGAGCACAUUCUCAUCCGUGCGGCGAAACACUCGGAACAAAGUGAUCGAAUCCCCGAGGCGAUUAAACUGUACAAUUUGGCAGGCGACUACACGACGGUCAUUGCGUGCCUUGCUCAAGCACUUGGGAACACAAUCGGACAACCGAGCAGCGACGAGAAGGCGCGUUCGAUUGAGCGAACGGCGGCGGAUAUUCUGAGACAUUAUGAGCGCACGAAUCGGGCCGUGGGUAAAGAUAGGGAUGCGGUCAUUCGGCUGCUUCGUGUCCGUGAGGCGAUGGAUGCGAAAGAUUCGGGAAGGAUUGAACUUGCUUUGGAAAUAAUGGAGUCGACGGACUUGAUACCCAUGGAUGGGGAUGUGGCGAAGAUCCAACGACGUGCGGAAGAAUUCCGGGAUCUACCGGAAGCGCUACAGCGCAAUCUGCAGACGUUCCUCACUCUCACCAUGGAUACACUGGCCGGUGUACAUCAGAAAAUCAAAUCAUCUAUGGUGGCCGAUGUCACUCGACAAAUGACGACGACUUCGCUAAGGAAGAAGUCGAGGUCGCUAAUGAUAUUUGCGGGAAUUCUGAAAUAUCGCAUGUCCCCCGACGUGUAUUCGUAUCUGGCAAGGUUAGACGUAGAGAUUGCGCUCUGA
This is a messenger RNA of Fibroporia radiculosa, 2580 nucleotides long. RefSeq lists its product as uncharacterized. Bases 1 to 2580 code for a protein of 859 amino acids. Gene Ontology annotation, molecular function: structural constituent of nuclear pore. Gene Ontology annotation, biological process: protein import into nucleus; poly(A)+ mRNA export from nucleus. Lineage: Eukaryota; Fungi; Basidiomycota; Agaricomycetes; Polyporales; Fibroporiaceae. The record is from RefSeq and is a predicted model, not a curated record. Gene Ontology annotation, cellular component: nuclear pore. The transcript has 12 exons.